AUGGGGUGCAGCUCCUCCAAGCCAGACCCGGUCGCCCAAUCCCAGCCGGCUCGCCCCGUGCCGGCCCAAAACUUGCAAGAAAGCCGACCUGGCAAGCCAGCGGUCUCGAAUUAUGGCAGCACGGCGAGCCCUCAGAAUCACCAGCAAGAUGAUGCCCCGUCUGAGGCUGGAGCGACCUCGAUGAGACCGGAGGUCAGGAAGCAGUUUAUGCAAGCCAUACAUACCGCUCUCCACGAUGUGCCAUAUGUGGUCAUCGGCGGGAGUGCCUUGGCUGAGCACGGCAGCUUGCGGGAAACGGCCGAUGUUGAUGUCCUCCUCGGGGAGGGCAUAUCCAAAGGAUCGGCCGAGAGCCUGCUAGUCAAGCGUAGUUCUGGUCGCCUGGUGCGACUAGGACGGGGAAGACUUGGAUUUGUCUGGCGCGAUGGAACGGUGUUCCAGCUCGAUCUCACCGAAGAUAGGGAUGUAGAUCUGCCGUUCGACAUCAACACCGACACCCAGGUCAUCCGCGGCACUCGCGUUGCAACACUGGCGUUUCUACUCAAUUCCAAAGCCCACGCGUGGCAGACCAGGGUGCCUUUCGAGAGCGACUACGAGCAGAAGCGCGGCAAGGACGCCAGAGACAUUGCUUUCUGCCUCCGGCUGCUCAAAGGGCAAACAAACAUUGAUCCCAAGCGCCUCAACUGGGUCUACAACAAUUAUUUUUGGACGCCAUUCAACACGGCGUACCCUUGGAUAACGCCCCUGUUCCGAGACGCUGGGCUGUGGACGGAGGAGACGGCCUUUAGCUCGGCCUCGUCAGCCAACGGGUGGUCAAGCAGAAGCAACCUAAGCAGUGUCGGGAGCUUCCAGAGUCAACGAGAUGGCUAUCGCGGUGGCUACACAAGCGGUGUAAACAGUCGAGCGGGUUCGAGGACCGGUUCCAUGGGGCGGUAA
Messenger RNA from Purpureocillium lilacinum, 933 nucleotides. The record is from RefSeq and is a predicted model, not a curated record. Lineage: Eukaryota; Fungi; Ascomycota; Sordariomycetes; Hypocreales; Ophiocordycipitaceae.